UCACCUCUCACUUGUCCUGUGGUUUACCGGUCAUUUUCUCAGACCUGUGUAUUUCCUCUUCUUGACCUGCGAUGAGUCUAUUGCAACAGGACUGGCUUUGCUCAGUGUCAAAUUCAAGAAGGUGUGGAACCUGAUUAAAAAGACAGAACUAUGUAAACUCAAGUUCAGACCUGACGCGGCUGCAUUCCUUCAACAGCGUAAAGGCUCUCACAGCGUCUCCUAGAUGGCGUACUCCACCGGCACCAUCGCACAGGGCUGUUUUGGGAAGGUGUACAAGGAGAAGUACAAUGAUACCUGGGCUGCUGUUAAGAAAGUCCCCCAACACCUCAUCAGCAGGAAAGACCUGGAGAGAGAGUGUGAUGUGUACAAUAAAGCAAAUCAUCCCAACAUAGUGAAGCUUCUGGGCAACAUAACUCUUAGAGAUGGAAAAUGGAUCAUUCCACUAGAGUUUAUCUUUGGAGAGGACUUAGAGACCACCAUCUUCAAGGCAUCAAAGUCUAAAAUACAGUUGACUCCAGCUAAUAAAGGCACCAUCAUCGUCGGCAUGUGUGAAGGGCUGCUUCUUCUCCACUCCAAAGAUAUCGUCCAUCAAGACCUCAAGCCUGAAAACAUCAUGGUGGAGCAUAACACAAACAGAGCAGUAAUUAUUGACCUGGGACUGGCAAAGUUCUUCAGACGUGGUCUAAACUCUGCAGUGGACAUGGGGAAUGAGGCUUACUCGGCUCCCGAGGUGCUGCAGAGGUGCAGCCAGCGAGAUCAGCGUUCAGACGUCUGGGCCAUGGGCAAAAUCAUUGCUGAGCUCUGUGCCCGGAUUCGUCUGUACACACCCAGUGUCUGUCCUGAAAAGAUCGAGGAAGUCCUAAAGGACCAGCCAUACUGCCGCGCAGUGUGCAGAAUGGUAGAGCAAGACCCGUCUCUGAGGGCCUCCAUGGGUGGGGUCAUGAGUGAUAUCCGAAGAGCUGCAAGUGCAGGCAUUGUCACGGACAUACCCGUUCAAAAAGAGCACCUUAAGCCACCUCUACCACACACGAAUGUCAGAAGGCAGUCUCCAUCACCACUAAACAGAGACGCAGCUCCACUAAUCAGGGACAUAUCACCAAUGAAUCGAGGUCCAUCUCCAGUAAUCAGGGACCCGUCGCCAAUAAACCAUGCUUUUCCACCGAACAAGGAUCCAUUUCCAUUAAACAAGUUUGGCAAAAAUCAGUUACCUAUAAAUAGGCCUCCAGGGGGGCUAUUUGAGCGUUCCCCCAGGCCAGAGAUAAAAGCUUUGCCUCGAACUGCACUGCUCCUUCCUCCUUCCCCUCAGAGGCCUGAUGACAAGAACAAAUAUCAGGAUCUGGCGCCAAAAGGUGGAGCAGACGUUGCAGAGGACUUAAUGAAAAUGAAGUUGUUACGUGAAGCUGCAAAGGAUCUUCCUUGCAACCUGCCAACGACAGGCAGGGUGGUGGUGCGGCGUUUUGAGGAGAAAAAUGGAGAGAUGGGAACAUGGGAGCAGACGGAGGUGGUGACUCGCGAUGGAAAAAUAGUCAAGUUUGAUGACGUCAAGUUUAACAGCAAAUAAAAUCAUCUAGGAGAUAAUUGUUGCAUGUUCUGCAGAAAGGUUCUGUCACUAACUUAACUUUUGGUAUCUUUUUUUUUUCUUUUUUUACUUUUUUUUUCUUUUUCCCACUGAUCUCUAAGAAUAAACUGAGUUUACUGAGACUUGAUGUGCACGAGCUGCUUAUUGUGAACAGCAAAGAGAAAGAUCAUGGAAACAUGACUUUUGCAUUUAAUGUAUAAUUAUGUGUAUAAAUCAAUUCUGAACUGUUAGUUUCAAUUGUAAACAUCAAUUUUGGGGGGUUUUGGUAUGUGUUUUGCUCACUGUUUAUAUAAAUCUAUUUUUUAAAAUAGAAAAGUUAAGCAAGUAAUUAAACUAACACUAAAGUCAAUGGCAAAAAACAAAAGUAGUUACUUUUUAAGCUAACAAUGUGAGAAUACAUGCAGACUAUGACGCAAUAAAGUAUUUACUGAAUUAACUCCACUGUGGGAGGGUUUACAGUAAGACCUGUGAGUUAUUUGCUCUGGGCUGUGAUUAUCUCUGAUUAAAAAAACAAACAUUUAGAAACAUUUUUUGUUGGCUAAACGUUGAAAAUAUGCGAAGGUGACUUUUGUUAUGUAUUAGUUGUAGACGUGAAAUGUGUUUGAAUUUUUUUAAUAAAUAAGUGACUGUUCGAAUGAUGAGCAGGAAAUAUAGGUGUGGCAUAUGAAUGUGUCAGUGACAGUGGUGUGUUGAAGCUGUGAGGUUUAUUCACUAUCAGUAUUUCUGCUACAUAUUUUUUUUUUUUUACCAGUUAAUGACUUUAAACAUCAGAAAACAGAAAACAUGCAACUGUGCUGUGUGUCAGAGCCUGCUGGGUCUGAUAAUCAGUCCAAAGAAAUUCAAAUUCGCUGUUGAGUAAGACGAGUAACCAACAAAUGAUUAAUUUAUGAAAUUUGAUGAUAAUUAUGCCUCAGGAUUUCUCGUUACACUGUUCAUUACAGGUCUAAUUGAACAAAGGUCAUAUGUUGUUGCUCCACAUGCGUUAUAUAAAAACCGGAAGAACCUGUUGUAUUGUUUUUUCUUUCAUUACUGCUGCAGUAACAAAUUUUCCACUCAUGUAGCUGUA
This is a messenger RNA of Archocentrus centrarchus (flier cichlid), 2645 nucleotides long. Its product is annotated as serine/threonine-protein kinase Nek6. Gene Ontology annotation, molecular function: protein serine/threonine kinase activity; ATP binding. The record is from RefSeq and is a predicted model, not a curated record. NCBI's taxonomy places the organism in Eukaryota, Metazoa, Chordata, Actinopteri, Cichliformes, Cichlidae. The coding region runs from base 224 to 1561 and encodes 445 amino acids. The transcript has 5 exons. Gene Ontology annotation, cellular component: nucleus. Gene Ontology annotation, biological process: mitotic DNA damage checkpoint signaling; protein phosphorylation.